Molecule: messenger RNA, 2367 nt
Organism: Rhinichthys klamathensis goyatoka
Lineage: Eukaryota; Metazoa; Chordata; Actinopteri; Cypriniformes; Leuciscidae
Product: NHS-like protein 2
Exons: 5
Coding region: 227-2356 (709 amino acids)
Biological process (GO): cell differentiation
Source: RefSeq, a predicted model, not a curated record
GAUUCAACGAACUUGAACUCGGAGAGGAAGCAAGCAGCCCACUUCCUAUCGUCAUGGCAACAGCAUGUGAAUGCAGAGAGAGAGAGAGAGAGAGAGAGAGAGUGGGAACAGCAUCCGAAGGCACGGCUCGUUCUCCAGAGCGAAUGACAGGUUCCCCAUUUUCAAGAAUAGUUUGAAGGAGCCAAUGGAAUAUUUCUCAUGAGAAAGUGCUGAACUGAAAUCCAAGAUGGAAAACACAACCCUGCUUUGUUCUGCCCAGGGCUGGUGCGGCCCAAACGUAUCCACCUUUUCAUCCGAGUGGGAUGAUAGCGUGAACUCGUUUCUGACGGCACCUGACGUGAUCAAACCCCCUCCGCAGUUCCAGGAUCCAGAGGACCCGAGCCAGGAAUCACCGGCAAACUCAAGACGGGAUAAAGACGGUGUGAGGAAAGAGCGUAGGAGUCGACCAACCAGUAACAUAGAGCUCCACAGACGCUCCUUGUCACUUUCCACUUCUGUCAAUCCCAACCCAGGUGUGGCGAGACGCCGAUGCGAAAGCUACGCGCUGUCAUAUCCCAGCAGCAGCUCGGAGGACAGCGACAGCAACUCCACAAGAAGAGGAGACCGACUUCCCGAUGCCGUACCUCGAUCUCGAUCCCGAAGCAUCGUCCUCAAGAAGCCCAAAAGAAAACCAGCUCCACCUGUACGAACCGUGUCCCUCCAAAGGCUCGCGGCGGAGCAUAAAACACAGGGACUUCACCUUAGAAAAGACUCCCAAAGCAUCAAGACACUCCCAGAUCUCAUUCCAACCUCGAAGCAAGACGUCGGCAAGUGCAAGAAACCAACGGAAGCGCCUUGCAAGAUGGCGUUGAAGACAUCAGUCUCCGGUCACAGGGCCUUAAAUGAGCUUCGCUCCAGCGAACCGUGCAAGUCCUCCGUGGCGACUCCAAUAAAUGAAUGUAUCUCGGAUAUAAACACAUCCCCGUCGUCAUCACACUCUUCCCAGCCCUCAAUCUCUUCGCCUUCAAAGCGCAACUCUCCAUCGAGCGGCUACGCGAGCCAAUGUGAAACACCAACUCAGUCGGUCCUGUCCUGUAGGAUGCGCCAUAAGCCUUCCAGUGUUAUUCCAGGCCAGAGAACCAAACACCGUAACGCGAGGCUUUCUCUUCAGCUUCCUGAAUUUCAACAACACACUCCCGAUCCAGAGCCUUCAGUUCAGCCCAAAGUGAAUCGGCGUUACUCGGACAGCACUGAAUCCACCAGACCCAAGCAAAGGAUGAGUAACAGCAUGAUGAUAAUGCCAGUCGUUACCCAGGAGGACUUGAAUAGUGUGCGUUUACGGGCAGUCAGUAGCACUGAUCUGGAGAACGCGCCGGAAACUACAUCUGGCAUUAUCGAGGAGGAGACUGGGAACAAUUUAAGCCCUACAAACAACCAAAAAGCCAAACCACCAGUGGCUCCGAAGCCACAGAGAAAUAAAUGGCCGCCCAAUUCUGUGGUUCAGCCACGUUUCGGAGCAACUUCUAAUGCAGAAACGCCAACGGUCAUCGCCAGUGAGAGAUCAGAAGACAUUUACGCAAUGGUUAACAAAGCAAAACCAACAGUGACUACUGUACCUUCACAAAGUACUGAACAAGCACAUCAUCUGUUUUUGGAAGGGUUGCCUCAACCCCCAUGCGCUUUUCAGCCACAGAAUCCAAACGUGGUCCCCUUCAACACCACCACCUAUUGUAACCAACUCCAUAAGAAGAGAAGAGCGCCACCCCCUCCUCUGGCAAGGACUCCAGCUGUGGACAAUUCGCUUUAUCACAACUCAGACGCUCUGAAGAGCCCAGGCGAAGCCCAGUCGCCAUCAAACCUCUGCAAGUCUCCAAAGUCCCCGACCUCUGCAAGUCAAUAUCAUGUUACUUUAUAUGGCGUCAUCCCAACGUACCCUUCGGUCACUGAGCAACAGCACUCAAGUGCACCAGAUCAUCCAACAUACGACGUAGAGAAGAGGGAGCGAAUGCCAGACCUUGGACCUUUACAAUUAGUAGGAGAGGAAGAUGAUGUAUUUCUUUACAAGUCCAAAUCUCAAACAACGGAGGAUCUAUUCACCAUAAUUCACAGGUCUAAAAGAAAGCUCCUGGGUCGUAAAGACUCCUUUGAAAAUAAACAAGGUGACCCUGGCGCUCAGACACUCGGCAGCGGAGCGUCCAAGAUCAGCUCUCAAAAUGACAACUUCAUGGCUUUUCUGAGGAGGACGAGAAGCGCCAAGGCUGGUUGCAGUGAACGAAUCUCAGCCACAGAGCUCCUCAGAAGCUCCAAGCCCUCUGUUACCAUUGCAGAAAACAUCACACAUUGCAAAAAUAGCUAUGUACAGUCACACGGCCCAUAAAGUAGACUUUU